UCACUGGAACCCUUCCGGUCCCUGGAACCUGGCCGCUUCCCUCCCCUGGGCGCCCUGGCUUCGAAGACAGAUGGCGCCUGAUUGCAUCCCAGAGGCCCCUGGAAAUGCGGGAACCCAGCUCCCCAGGCGCAGACGUGGAGGAGGCGGCGCACUUCUCGCCCCGCCCGGAUGUGGCACCCACCCUUCCCCAGACUUGCAUGAGUUCCCCACCUACAGCCCAACCAGAUGUGCAGGAGGCAGUGGCGAUGGGGACAGACUGGGGUCCAUGUCCUACCCAGUGACCAGUCAGCCCCAGUGCGCUAGCAGCUGCUACCAGACCCAGCUCAGCGACUGGCACACGGGACUCACGGACUGCUGCAACGACAUGCCCGUCUGUCUGUGCGGCACUUUCGCCCCCCUGUGCCUCGCCUGCCGCAUCUCCGACGACUUCGGGGAGUGCUGUUGCGCGCCCUACCUGCCCGGAGGCCUGCACUCCCUGCGCACGGGCAUGCGGGAGCGCUAUCACAUCCAGGGCUCCGUCGGGCACGACUGGGCGGCCCUCACCUUUUGUUUGCCCUGCGCCCUCUGUCAGAUGGCGCGGGAAUUGAAGAUCCGGGAGUAAAGCAGCUCCACGCGCCUCCUCCUUUUCCACCUGUCACGCCCGGCCCCCUCUGCCCCCUCGGCCCCCUCUGCCGCCUCGUGGGAGGGCCUGCCCCUCCGCCCUAUCCCGCUACCAGAAAUACACCCACAAUAAAGACCUGAAAACCAA
Messenger RNA from Neomonachus schauinslandi (Hawaiian monk seal), 748 nucleotides. RefSeq names its product cornifelin (gene CNFN). The coding region runs from base 71 to 601 and encodes 176 amino acids. NCBI's taxonomy places the organism in Eukaryota, Metazoa, Chordata, Mammalia, Carnivora, Phocidae. The record is from RefSeq and is a predicted model, not a curated record. Gene Ontology annotation, cellular component: cornified envelope. The transcript is spliced from 4 exons.